Molecule: messenger RNA, 876 nt
Organism: Brachypodium distachyon (stiff brome)
Lineage: Eukaryota; Viridiplantae; Streptophyta; Magnoliopsida; Poales; Poaceae
Exons: 3
Coding region: 1-876 (291 amino acids)
Source: RefSeq, a predicted model, not a curated record
AUGGCUACACAUUCAGAUACUACACAUACAGAUUCUAAUUCUCAGAACUCAGAAGAUAGCACCAUUGCAGCAUAUGUCGAUGAGAUUGUUUGGGACUUCAUCAAUGACCUAGUUGAGGCUGAGAUAGAGGCUCAGAUUUUAGCUCAGGCCGAGGCACAACAAAAUGAAGCUGCAGCUCAAUCUCGACGGCACAUACAAAGAAACCGUGAAGCUGGACACUUCCGCUUGAUGGCUGACUACUUCGACGACAACCCAGUUUACAUGGACAAGCAAUUCCGCCGAAGGUUUGAUGCAUUUGGCAAGCCUGGUCAUUCGCCACACCAAAAAUGCACUGCAGCCAUGCGCCUGCUAGCCUAUGGCUGCCCUGUUGAUAGUCUAGAUGAAAAUCUGAGAAUUGCUGCAAGCACAACCAUUGAAGUCUUGACCAAGUUUGCGAGAGGGAGAGCUCUUGAAGUAGAGUUUACUGUCAAUGCAAAUGUGUACAAGAAGGGCUACUAUCUUGCAGAUGGUAUUUAUCCAGAGUGGGCUACAUUAAUGAAAACAAUCCCCCUGCCGCAGUGUGAGAAAGAUAAGAGAUUUACACAACAUCCAGAAUCAGCAAGAAAAGAUGUGGAAAGAGCAUUUGGAGUUUUGCAGCGAAGAUUUGCCAUUAUACGUAACCCAGCACGAUUGUGGGAUAGAAGUGCACUAGCAGAUUUCAUGUAUGCAUGUGUGAUAUUGCACAACAUGAUAGUUGAGGAUGAGAGAGAUGACUAUCAAGUUCGGUAUGACUUGGAUUACGACGAGGGCAUCGACCCAGUGCCAUUAACUGGAUACGGUCAUGGUCCAGUUCAAGAAUUUGCUAGGGUACUUCAAACAGACACUGAAAAUACGUGA